AGAAAGAGAGACAAGUGUGUGCCUCUGCUGCCUUCGCGCCUGUGCGCAGUGCUCCGGCUGGGCCGCUCCUUCCUUCCUCCCUCCUCUCCCUCACUUCCUCCUCACAGCUGGCUCGCUCCUUUUCGGAUGCUGGGAGCCUUCAUCUUUCACACUCCGCACUGGAUUCCAAAAAUUCUGAGGCUGGAACCACCAACAGCCCGUUUUGCAUGGUUUUGAAUUUUGGAUUCCCACCCACCGCGAGGAGGAAAGUCGAGAGGCGAAAAAGAGGCUCUCCAUCCCCCGAGGGAAUUUAUUUUACAGAGUGAUGCCAGUGCCUGAAGUGUUUUCUGACACUGCCAGUGCUGCCACCAUGUUGAGCCCUGUCCUCAAUGCCUCCAACGGGGAUGGAUCCGAGUCGGAAACCACCUCUGCCAUCCUGGCCUCUGUCAAGGAGCAGGAGUUGCAGUUUGAACGUCUCACCAGGGAACUCGAAGCCGAACGACAGAUUGUUGCCAGUCAGCUGGAGAGAUGCAAGCUUGGCUCUGAGGCUGGAAGCAUGACGAGCAUCAGUUCAGCAGAGGAGAAAUUUCGUUGGAACAACCAAGAUGGACAGAAAGACAUAGAGGAGGAGUUGACAACAGGCCUGGAGUUGGUGGACUCCUGUAUCAGAUCGCUCCAGGAAUCCGGCAUCUUGGACUCGCAGGACACCUCUACGGGAGAUCGACAAGGACUUCUCUCUCAUAGCGCUCUGCAGCUCAACAACCAGGAUGCUUAUGCAGCUGCAGGUUACCAUAGUAACCAAGCAAUGGCUCUCGGUGAAGUGGUCACGAGUCGCACUGGACAUGUUGGCGGGGCUGUUUUAAGCUACAAUCAGGUGACAUCCAGCCGUGCGGCUGCCCAAUUGAUGGGGACGGACUCCGCCUCCCAGGCCCACAGAGAUUCAUUUGCCCAACAGGCUAUUGGAAGCGCCUUCCACAUGCCCACUGAUGGUGGACCUGCACCUACUGGACCACCCAUGUAUUACUCCUGUGCCACCUUGCCUGCACAGCGUGUGAGCUCCCCUCUGCAGAUGAUGGGAUCUCCUACCAAGCUGCAGCGCCUAGGUACCGCGUCCUCCGACAUGCCCAGCUAUGCCACCCUACAUCGGGUGUCAUCCCCCAAACAGUCCCCAAGUCGUCUUGCCAAGUCCUACAGCACCUCAUCACCGAUCAACAUGGUGCCACCGGGUGGCGGUGGCCCCUCCUCCCCGCUUUCCAUGGCAGCCCCAUCAGGAGGAAACCACACGUUAUCGCCUAUCCACCAGCUGAGCUCAGUAGUGGGAAGCUACGCCACUUUGUCGCCAACGAAGCGCAUGCUGCAUCACAUCGGAGGAGAAACCUACAAAAUUUCCCACGAGUUGUACGCCAAUGCAACCCUGAAAAGGCCUGGAAGCCUGGCAGGUUCCAGAGGUUCUUACAGCAGCCAGCACAGUCACCUCGGCUCUGAGUUGCGACCACUGCAGUCUCCGGAGCAUCACAUCGACCCCAUAUACGAAGACAGAGUCUACACCAAACCCAACCUAAGAGGACAAGUGGUGAACCAACUGUACCAAGAAGUCCUCAACUAUCUGCUCUGUCCCUACACUUUAGCCCCACCUUCCCCCGGUGUCGACCCAAUCCCCUUGCAGCGAACGGGAAGCCAGAGCGCCGCCUCCACCUUCCAAAGAGGCAGCUUCGCGACAGGAGGCGGUCCUGACUUCAACCCGUAUCGCACGUUGCAGUUCUGCCCGUCCACCGAGUCGCCUUACAGCAAGUCGGGACCGGCUCUCCCUCCCGAAGCAGCCUUGGGCCGAUCUCCAUCUGUGGACAGCAUCCAGAAGGACCCAAGGUACGACCCUGAAUUCCUUGUGUGGAAUCAAAAUCAAGCCGAGCAAAGAAUGACAAAGGAGUUUGGUUGGAGGGAUCCAGAGCUGCCGGAGGUGAUCCAAAUGUUACAACAUCAGUUCCCAUCGGUCCAGUCCAACGCCGCUGCCUACCUCCAACACCUUUGCUUUGGAGACAACAAGACCAAGUGUGAGAUUCGACGACAAGGUGGCAUCCAGCUUCUCGUAGACUUGCUGGACCACCGUAUGACCGACGUGCACCGCAGCGCCUGCGGAGCUCUUCGCAACUUGGUCUAUGGGAAGGCCAAUGACGACAACAAGAUUGCACUAAAAAACUGCGGAGGAAUACCGGCUCUGGUCCGACUUCUCCGGAAAACCACCGACGUAGAGAUCCGAGAGCUCCUUACAGGUGUCUUGUGGAACCUCUCGUCAUGUGACGCCCUGAAGAUGCCAAUUAUCCAGGAUGCCCUGGCUGUUCUGACCAAUGCUGUGAUCAUCCCCCACUCGGGCUGGGACACCUCCCCUCAUACGCAAGAAGACCGCAAAUUACAUCUCCACUCCUCCCAGGUCCUUCGCAAUGCCACCGGAUGCCUCCGCAAUGUGAGUUCUGCAGGCGAGGAGGCCCGCAGGAGGAUGAGGGAGUGCGAGGGUCUGACAGACGCUUUACUCUACGUCAUCCAGACUGCACUGGGGAGUAGUGAGAUUGACAGCAAGACCGUUGAGAACGGUGUGUGCAUCCUGAGGAACUUGUCAUACCGUCUGGCAGCAGAGACAUCUCAUAACCAACAAGGGGGGUCUGAGGAGCUUGAUGGUCUCUUAUGUGACACCGGGGGGAAGGAUGCAGAGAGUUCCGGAUGCUGGGGCAAGAAGAAGAAGAAAAAGAAGGGACAUGACCAGUGGGACGGUGUAGGUCCAUUUCCAGACUUGGCGGAGCCCCCAAAAGGCAUUCAGAUGUUAUGGCAUCCCAGUAUUGUCAAGCCCUACCUUACCCUGCUGUCUGAAUGCUCCAACCCCGACACCCUGGAGGGAGCAGCUGGUGCUCUGCAAAACCUUGCUGCUGGGAGCUGGAAGUGGUCAGUUUAUAUCCGGGCUGCAGUGCGUAAAGAGAAGGGCCUUCCUAUCCUUGUGGAGUUACUGAGGAUAGACAAUGACCGAGUUGUCUGUGCCAUCGCCACUGCCUUGAGGAACAUGGCUCUCGACAUCAGAAACAAGGAGCUUAUUGGUAAAUAUGCCAUGAGGGACUUGGUGCACCGAUUACCUGGUGGCAGUACCACCAACAACAACACUAGUAGUAGUGGUGGAGGAAGUGGCAGCGGUGGUGCCAACAGUUGCGCUCUGGUGGGAAAGACCAUGUCGGACGACACCGUCACCGCUAUCUGCUGCGCUCUGCAUGAGGUUAUCACCAAAAAUAUGGAGAACACCAAGGCCCUGAGGGAUGCCGGGGGCAUAGAGAAGCUCAUUGGUGUCGCCCGAAGCAAAGGAGACAAAAUUCCCAGACAUAGUCCCAAAGUUGUGAAAGCAGCAUCUCAAGUGCUAAACAGCAUGUGGCAAUACCGAGACCUGCGCAGCCUUUACAAAAAGGAUGGCUAUUCCCAAUAUCACUUUAUCGGCUCAUCGUCCACAAUAGAAAGGGAUAGGCAGCGGCCUUAUUCUUCUUCUCGUACGCCAUCCAUCUCUCCUGUACGGACCUCACCAAACAAUCGAUCGGCAAGUGCGCCAGCGUCUCCGAGGGAUAUGAUGGCGUUGAAGGAGAGGAAGAACGACUAUGAGCUGAGUGGCAACGCGACCUACCGCGGGAACAAGGGUGAACACAUGUCCCGAAAGGAUGCUACUAUGGGUCCACUCUCCACUGGUUCUUCAACUCUUCACAGAGGAGCAUAUGUGUCUCCGACUGAUGACCUGAAGUAUAAUCAGGUCUCAUCUCAAGGAUUGCCUUCAGAGCCCUACCCGCCUUUCCAAAAUCCUCCCCCAAAUGACAGCAGCAAUUAUGAGGACCAGGCCUUCUAUGAGAACCAGGUUCAUGCAGGGGGGCGCCCCCCUCAAGGCGAGCUCAACAUGCAGUUGCAGGGCCUGAAGUCCACCGGAAACUAUGUCGAUUUCUACUCAGCCUCUCGGCCCUACAGCGAGCUCAACUAUGAGACGAGCCACUAUCCGGCCUCUCCAGACUCCUGGGUCUGAGGCCGAGGGCGGUGAGGGAGGAGCACAUGAGCAGGACCAAUAGUCUAUAAUAUAAAGUAGGAAAGACACCCACCUCUCUGUUCUUUAGUAGCAUCAUCAGUAGCAGGACAUCUAAGUGCAAGAUGGGGACCAAGAUAGGAUGCAAACUGAACGGACACUGAACUCCUUCUAGUGACUUUAAGAGGAGGAGGAUCGAGAGGAGGCAAAGAAGGACCGGAGGGUGGCGGAAGAGGCCUUGCAUGUGCAUGCACACCACCACCAAAACUGACAGACAUUUUCUUUCUGUGUUUAGUUUGUGACCAAACUGUUAGAAAGCCCGGCAGAUGGAAAGAUAAUGACGUGCUGCGCUUGGAGGCCGCUUGGUAAAGAACGUAAGACUUGAAUAUUGAGUCACGAGUAAGAUAAGUGACCAAAAAAAAAAAAUAUUAAGGCAAAGAGGAAAAAUGGAAAUGAAGGAAAGAUUUCUGAAAGCGCGUGAAAGUUGUCACGAGUAGCUGAGAGAAACGUUUGUAUAUAUGUGACAUAGUAACUUGGCUUUUAGUAAUGCGAAGCACAAGAAGCAGAGCUGUAGAACAAGUAGAACAUCUGGUACACAAACUUUGUUUCUCUCUGUGGCUUCAGCGUGAUGUAUCCUCCUCCAGGCAAAGAUUGCUUUUGGACGUUGUCAUUUGUAACAGUAUGUUUUUUUUUUUAAAUUUUGUUUGUGAUUCUACUUUAUAAAUUCUUGGUUGUAUAAUAUUUGAUGUACACUGUACAUUUACUGGCGAUGCAUUGUGUAUUUGUACAUUGCAGUAUUACCUGUGUCAGGGCUGCACCCAGCUCAUUUCUUCACUAUCCUGUCACUAGACCCUUUACACACACACACACACACACGCACACACACACACACACUAUAUGUACUACAACACACAGUAAAAAUGCCUGUUAAAGCAGAAAUAAGAAUGGGUCACAGCACUCCAUUGACUGCCUUAUAUAUACAGUAUAGUAGGAUCUAUUCUACGUGAAUAAAUUCAUACUAUGGUUUGUUCUUUAGGUAACAUAUAGUUAACCCUUCCAUGAAAGCCCGGCCAGAUUCGGAGUUCAAAUAAAAAAAACUCCAAGAUGUUAGUUAAGCGAUAUUGGUUUGUACGAUUGUUCCAUUUCUCUUGAGAUAAGAGGAUUAUUUGUAACAGUGAAAAAGAUUAUUCAGGGUUUUAUUUUUUAUUUUUCAUAGUUACUCAAUUUUGUCAAUUUUUGUGUCAUUUUGUGAGCAAAUUCAACAUGCACGCAGUCUA
This is a messenger RNA of Syngnathus acus (greater pipefish), 5292 nucleotides long. RefSeq names its product catenin (cadherin-associated protein), delta 2b (gene ctnnd2b). The transcript is spliced from 25 exons. Gene Ontology annotation, biological process: cell-cell adhesion; cell-cell junction assembly; dendritic spine morphogenesis. Gene Ontology annotation, cellular component: postsynaptic density; nucleus; plasma membrane. The coding region runs from base 305 to 4018 and encodes 1237 amino acids. The record is from RefSeq and is a predicted model, not a curated record. Gene Ontology annotation, molecular function: cadherin binding. Lineage: Eukaryota; Metazoa; Chordata; Actinopteri; Syngnathiformes; Syngnathidae.